Gopherus flavomarginatus (Mexican gopher tortoise) is the source of this 617-nucleotide messenger RNA. RefSeq names its product zinc finger protein 3-like. Gene Ontology annotation, biological process: regulation of transcription by RNA polymerase II. The transcript has a single exon. The record is from RefSeq and is a predicted model, not a curated record. Lineage: Eukaryota; Metazoa; Chordata; Testudines; Testudinidae. Bases 79 to 567 code for a protein of 162 amino acids. Gene Ontology annotation, molecular function: DNA-binding transcription factor activity, RNA polymerase II-specific; RNA polymerase II cis-regulatory region sequence-specific DNA binding.
CUGAGAUUUUCUUUCUUUCUUUCUGGUGCAGGGAAUGAUCUAUGUCUGGAUUCUCUCUGUCUCCCAUCAGGAGAUGAGAUGGUGAGUCAGAAUGAGGAGGAGAAACCCCAUCAGGAAGAUGCUGAGCAAGGAGAACCACAUGGAACUUUAUCAGGAAGAUCCAAAGGGAAUGUUUCCGGGAGUUGUGCACUCCCAGAAAAAACAAAAGCCUGUGUGACUCUGCACAGGCCAGAGGGAAACUUUAGUAGCCUCUCCGACCUUGUAACAAGCAACAGAAUUAACUUGGAAGAGAGACACUACACAUGCCAUGACUGCGGAAAAAGCUUCAAUCAGAACUCAAACCUUAUCAAAUAUCAGAGAAUCCACGCAGAGGAGACACUUUACACGUGCGCUGAGUGCGGGAAAAGCUUUAGUUGGUACUCACACCUUAUCAGACAUCGGAGAAUCCACACAGGGGAGAAGCCCUACACAUGCUCUCAGUGCGGUAAAAGGUUCAGUCAUUGCUCAAGCCUCAUUAGACAUCAGGAAAUCCACAUGAGAGAGAAUUGUAAUAAAUCCCUUGACUAGGGUUGGCCAAAAAAUUAAAAAAAAAAAAAAAAAUCACAUUUACUAAUUCC